Molecule: messenger RNA, 6322 nt
Organism: Oryctolagus cuniculus (rabbit)
Lineage: Eukaryota; Metazoa; Chordata; Mammalia; Lagomorpha; Leporidae
Gene: ITGA8
Product: integrin subunit alpha 8
Biological process (GO): integrin-mediated signaling pathway; cell adhesion mediated by integrin; cell-cell adhesion
Cellular component (GO): external side of plasma membrane; integrin complex
Molecular function (GO): integrin binding
Source: RefSeq, a predicted model, not a curated record
CGCCAGCCCCGCGCCCGCUGCGGGAGGAGGGCGAGCGCGCGGAUCCCCUGGGCCAGCCCCCCGAGCCGGCGGGACGGGCUGGCGGGAGCAGACGCGGGGACUGUCACUGAGGACGCGCCGCACACACCGGCCCCGGGACCGUCUGGGGACCGCCAGACGCCAUCCUCGUCUUUUGCCCCAUCGGGCUUCUCGGCUGCCGGUCCCCGGUGAUCAGUCGCCGGAGGCGCAGGGCAAUGUCUGCCGGGGCGCGCCGCCGUCCCAGGGGGAGACUGGCGCAGCGGCUCGCGAGCCUCUGGUGCCUCUCGGCCGCGCUGGGGAUGCUGUGGUCCCCCGCCUCGCAGGCGUUCAACUUGGACGUGGAGAAGCUCACGGUGUACGGAGGCCCCGAGGGCAGCUACUUCGGCUACGCCGUGGACUUCCACAUACCUGACGCUCGCACAGCCAGCGUCUUGGUGGGGGCGCCCAAAGCCAACACCAGCCAGCCCGACAUCGUGGAAGGGGGAGCCGUCUAUUACUGCCCUUGGCCGGCCGAGGGGGCUGCGCAGUGCAAGCAGAUACCGUUCGACACCACCAACAACAGAAAGAUCAGAGUUAAUGGAUCCAAAGAACCUAUCGAGUUUAAGUCGAAUCAGUGGUUUGGAGCGACGGUGAAGGCACACAAGGGGAAGGUGGUGGCCUGUGCUCCUUUAUAUCACUGGCGAACUCUCAAGUCGACACCAGAAAAGGAUCCAGUUGGCACCUGCUAUGUAGCCAUUCAGAAUUUCAGUGCCUACGCCGAGUACUCUCCUUGCCGGAACAGCAACGCUGAUCCUGAAGGCCAGGGUUACUGCCAAGCAGGAUUUAGUCUGGAUUUUUAUAAGAAUGGAGACCUCAUAGUAGGAGGACCUGGAAGUUUCUACUGGCAAGGUCAGGUGAUCACUGCCAGUAUUGCAGAUAUCAUUGCAAAUUACUCAUUCAAGGAUAUUCUACGGAAACUGGCUGGAGAAAAGCAGACAGAAGUGGCUCCAGCUUCCUACGAUGAUAGUUACCUUGGAUACUCAGUUGCUGCUGGGGAAUUCACUGGAGACUCUCAGCAAGAGUUGGUUGCUGGAGUUCCCAGAGGAGCGCAGAAUUUUGGAUAUGUUUCAAUCAUUAACUCUACAGAUAUGACUUUUAUUCACAAUUUCACUGGUGAACAGAUGGCAUCGUAUUUUGGAUACACCGUUGUAGUGUCAGAUGUUAACAAUGACGGACUGGAUGACAUACUGAUUGGGGCGCCUCUCUUUAUGGAGCGUGAAUUUGAGAGCAACCCCAGAGAAGUCGGGCAGGUCCACCUGUACUUGCAAGUGAGCGCGCUCUUCUUCCGAGACCCGCAGAUCCUCACCGGCACCGAGAUUUUCGGGAGGUUCGGGAGUGCGGUAGCGCACUUGGGGGACCUCAACCAGGAUGGAUACAAUGACAUUGCCAUCGGUGUGCCUUUUGCCGGCAAGGACCAAAGAGGCAAAGUGCUGAUUUACAAUGGGAACAAGGAAGGCUUAAACACCAAGCCUUCCCAAACUCUGCAAGGAGUAUGGGCCUCGCAGGCUAUCCCUUCAGGAUUUGGCUUUUCUUUACGUGGUGAUUCAGACAUAGACAAAAAUGAUUACCCAGAUUUAAUUGUGGGAGCAUUUGGAAGAGGAAAAGUAGCAGUUUACAGAGCAAGGCCAGUUGUGACUGUGGAUGCUCACCUUCUGCUGCACCCAAUGAUUAUCAAUCUUGAAAAUAAAACUUGCCAGAUUCCAGACUCUAUGACCUCGGUGGCCUGCUUUGCUUUAAGAGUGUGUGCAUCUGUAACAGGCCAGAGUAUUUCAAAUAUCAUAGCCCUGACGGCCGAGGUGCACUUAGAUUCUCUGAAACAAAAAGGCGCCAUUAAAAGAACACUCUUCCUGGAGAACCAUCAGCCCCAUCUCAUCUUCCCUCUUGUGGUAAACCGGCAGAAAUCCCUCCACUGCCAGGACUUCAUCGUUUACCUUCGAGAUGAAACUGAGUUCCGAGAUAAGUUAUCGCCAAUCAAUAUUAAUUUGAAUUACAGUUUGGAUGAAUCUGCCUUUACGGAUGGUCUGGACGUGAAACCAAUAUUGAACUACUAUAGGGAGAACAGUGUCAGUGAACAGGCUCACAUCCUGGUGGACUGUGGAGAAGACAAUCUGUGUAUUCCCGACUUGAAGCUGGCAGCUCGACCAGAUAAGCAUCAGGUAAUCAUUGGAGAUGAAAAUCACCUUAUGCUCAUAAUCAAUGCAAGAAACGAAGGGGAAGGAGCCUAUGAAGCCGAGCUCUUUGUAAUGAUACCAGAAGAGGCAGAUUACGUGGGGAUUGAACGCAACAACAAGGGAUUGCGGCCACUGAGCUGUGAGUACAAAAUGGACAACGUGACCAGGAUGGUGGUGUGUGACCUUGGGAACCCUAUGGUGGCUGGAACAAAUUAUUCUCUGGGCCUCCGAUUUGCAGUUCCACGUCUUGAGAAAACAAACGUGAGCAUUAACUUCGAUCUCCAAAUCAGAAGUUCCAACAAGGACAAUCCAGACAGCAAUCUUGUGAGUUUGCAAAUCAACAUCACUGCUAUAGCUCAAGUAGAAAUAAGAGGAGUCUCCCACCCUCCGCAGAUCAUCUUGCCCAUUCAUAACUGGGAACCUGAAGAGGAGCCUCGCAAAGAGGAGGAAGUUGGACCACUGGUGGAACAUAUUUAUGAGCUGCACAAUAUUGGACCAAGCACCAUCAGUGACACCGUCCUGGAGGUGGGCUGGCCGUUCUCUGCGCGGGAUGAGUUUCUUCUCUAUAUUUUUCAUAUUCAAACUCUGGGACCUCUGAGGUGUCAAACAAAUCCUGAUAUCAACCCACAGGAUAUAAAGCCCGCUGCCUCCCCAGAGGACACUGCUGAGAUUAGCGCCUUCCUGCGAAACUCCACCAUUCCUCACCUUGUCAGGAAGAGGGAUGUGCCCAUGGCCCAGCUCCACAGACAGGCCCCCGCCAAAGUCCUGAACUGCACAAAUAUUGAGUGUUUGCAGAUCUCCUGUGCGGUAGGACGACUGGAAGGGGGAGAAAGUGCAGUCCUGAAGGUGCGAUCACGAUUAUGGGCUCAGACGUUCCUCCAGAGGAAAAACGACCCCUAUGCUCUUGCAUCCCUGGUGUCCUUUGAAGUUCAGAAGAUGCCAUAUAAAGAUCAGCCGGCGAAACUCCCUGAAGGAAGAACAGCCAUUAAGACGUCCGUUAUUUGGGCAACCCCAAAUGUCUCCUUCUCAAUCCCACUCUGGGUAAUAAUACUAGCAAUACUUCUUGGAUUGUUGGUUCUGGCCAUUUUAACCUUAGCUUUAUGGAAGUGUGGAUUCUUCGACAGAGCAAGGCCGCCUCAGGAUGAUAUGACCGACCGGGAACAGCUGACAAGUGACAAGACCCCAGAGGCAUGACAAGGACCAACACAAUUUCAAAGAACUCAAAUACUGGUCCAGCUCAAAGACAAGAAAGAAUAUCAGGGUUCAAUAAAGGAUGUCCUGUACCUGCCCAUGACCUUGGAAAUGGAGAGGCCCCUGAAAUCGUCCCUUCGUCUGCAGUGUGCUUUGGAGAAGUUGUCAGGGGCCCCAGGGAACCCUUUGAGAAACGAGUGGCCAACACGGCACCAACAAUCAGCAGUUGUGGACGAUUUCUUUCGCCCUCUUCGCUCUGUGCUCGGCAGACACCUUGACGUGGGGAUGGGCUCUUAGGCUGCUGUCCAAGUGAAUCCAACGUCAGUUACGUAGAUGAGAUGUCUGAAUUACUCUUGAACUGAGAAGGUGAACUCAGACCACCCAACACUACUGUAUCAAGUGGAACGUCGGCCACCUGCCUGUGGCAGAGAAGCCUUUCUAAUGGCACUGUGGCGGGGGGGGGGGGGGGGCAGCAACAGGUUGUUGGUGCUGUGAAAUACUGGUGAAGCCACAGAGACAGCUUGCAAGUGGGGAUAAACAUGCAUUUCUUUCUUUCCCAUCCCUCCCUGUUGAGUAGCCAGUCAGCGAGAGGAUGUGGAAAUGGACAUUGGGUUAGCUCCUUUUCAAAGCCACUCACUCAGUUUCCUCCCAAGAUAACCACUUUGUGGGUAACUCACUUAACAGGCUUCCUCAGAAUCAUGCAAAUCGGUGUCAGGAGUCAAUUUUAUUUCAUACCUUGCAGCUUUCCAGUUGAAAUUACUUUUUAGUCACACUAUUCAGGAAUUCACAUCUGCUUAAACUAACUUUGAAAAGCAUUACUUCUAUAUUUCCUUUUACAUAUUCAUAAAAGUCUUUGCAUUGACUUGGUUAAUACAUGAAUGUCAAGAUACUCUCCACUCCGUGUGGUGGUUAAAAUUUCCUGAGCUCAUUAACAUUUAAAAAGCCAUUUAACAAUACAGAUAAACAUUGUUUUUCAAUAUUCAUAAGAAGCAAUGCCAAUAUUUAGCUUGAGAUUAUUUUCUCUGCCAAUGAGGAUGGGAAUAUAAAGUUAUGCAGGGGUGAGGCAACUCUACAAAGCUGGUUUCUAAGGAUUUUCUUUAAAAUUUCUCAUUCCAGCAUAUUGCUCAUUUUUACUGCUAAUGCUUACAUUACAUAAAUUUGGAGAAUACUGUUUUAUUUAAGCUAUUUCUCAUCCUCUUGAAUUUAACCAUCAAGGAGAAUGGAUGUUUAAAACUCUUGUAAAUAAUCCAUAUUCAUGUAUAAUAUCAUCAGUUUUGAAGUAAAAUUGACCAGCUAAAUUCAUAGUCUGACAAUUUUGUAUCCUUUUUAUAAUAAUGAAAUAUUGCUAUGGAAAAGAAAUGAACAAAUUUUUAUGUGCAAUAUUUUAUAAACCUAUGUAUCUGAGACAUGUUUACACUGGCAUUAGUUACUUUUAAUUAAUACCUUAGGAAGAUUACAUAUGAUAGAAGCUGACCAAAAUCCAUACGUUUACACAGCAGCUGAAAAAAAUUGUGUCCCAAUUUCAACAAUCACACGUUAUCUGAAGGAUGAGCCACACUCACAGGCACUACAUUUUACACCAGGCCUUAACCUGGAGGAAAGCCAUGGGGCUCCAGCUGCAGAACUUGGUUGGGAAGCAAAUAAAAGGCACAUGGCAGAACACGCUGUUGCCAUCCUUCUUCUUGCUGCUUGUGAACGAAAUCCUGCCGUGGGGGGAGGGACAGUUUGAUGUCUGUGAGGAACCGAGCAGUCUGUGUACUCGACACUGGCUGAGCAGUGUGCUCUCGCCUCAGAGUGUUUGAGGAUCCUACACUGGCCGCUGGGGUCCUCACAGUUAAUCCUGUGGGUGGACUUGACUUUGACAGUAGGCAGCCAUCUGUAGCUCUCUGCCCCAGUCAGUGCCUUAAUUCUUAUUGUUGUGCCUGACGUGACCAGUAGAAGGAUAAGCUUCUUGGGAUGUGGGGUCACAAAAGGUCCCCUAAGAAAAGCACUCCUUGCCUUUAAGGUAACAUUUGUGAAGGACCAUGGCCCUCUUGAGCUAUUCCCUCUUGGGGAACCUUCUUGCUGCCAAAGGCCAUGUGGAUAUUUAUGACAUCAUCCACGGGCCACACAAAACCAGCGAUUACAAGUUCCCCUGCUACAGAUGUACUGAACUUUGAGUCCCACCUGCGGUUGCCUUGGCAGAGCCAGACCAAAUGGUUUCUUAGGCCUCCCUGGUAGAUCCAACAGAGGGCCCUGCAGAACUGGUUGCUAUGGACACCCAGAGGCAACAUGAGAUGCCACGAGGCAGCCUGAGACUGGAUCGGAGCCCAGCACCGGGGCUUUAAGGAAAUUUGGCCUUCCUACCAUCUCUACCGAGAGUGGUCUCCCCCUAGACAGGGUGGGCACCCUGACUUGCUUGCAGGUGCUGCUACUUAUGGCCAUGGUAGAGGUCUGUCACACGAGUGCACAGGAUGGCCCUCUGUGCCUUAUAUGUGGAGACAAGUGAAGGGAGGGAGCAAAGUGGGGCCAGGCAGAGCCCUAGGUGACCAGCUCCUCAGUGUGCCCUCAGCACAGAGGCCACCCCAACAAUGCAUUGCACAUUCUGCUUCUCAUUACAGCACUGCCAAUAGCGUCCAUAAUUCACAAUGGGCUGUGCUCCUCUUUCAGUCUAUCUGUGUUUCUCUUCAAAGAAUUCCUCUUUUGAAUUCUUGCAGCUGGUUUUUAAGACACAGGAAGAAUGGGAAAAUUGAGUUUUAUAAACUUGGAGAUUUUUAUACAGUAAUUAAUAUGUGCUAGUUACCACUGAAAUCCCUCUUAGAAAUUCAACUCUUGUUUUAUUUAAGUAUAUGUGUAGAUAUCUGUGAAGAUUUUCAUGUACCUACUUACCUUGUCACUAAUAAAAUUAAAAAUUAAAGACACAA